UCUCGAUUCAUGGUCCUGUCCAACAUUACACAAUUCAGCCCCAUAUUCUACCUCAGUGGUCUUCCUGGUUUGGAAGCCUUUGAACGCUGGAUUUUCAUCCCCUUUUUCUUGAUGUACCUGGUGGCUAUCUCAGGCAACUGUCUCAUUCUGAUGAUCGUUAAGACCAGCCCUCGUCUGCACACACCCAUGUACUAUCUGCUCUCCCUGCUGGCGCUCGCUGACCUGGGUCUGUCAGUGUCCACGUUGCCCACCACUGUGGGCAUUUUUUGGUUCAGUUACCGUAGCAUUUAUUUUGGAGCCUGCCAAAUCCAGAUGUUCUGCAUUCACUCUUUUUCCUUCAUGGAGUCUGCAGUGCUCCUCGUCAUGUCUUUUGAUCGUUUUGUGGCCAUCUGCCACCCGCUGAGGUACUCGGUCAUCAUCACUGGUGAGAGAGUGAUGAGGGCAGGCCUGUGUGUCAUCCUCAGGGGGCCUGUAGCCCUUGUCCCAAUUGUUCUCCUCCUGAAGGCUUUUCCCUACUGUGGGCCUCUUGUCCUCUCCCACUCAUUUUGUCUACACCAGGAAGUGAUACACCUGGCAUGUGCAGACACCACCUUCAACAACCUAUAUGGACUGUCACUGGUGGUGUUCACGGUGAUGCUGGACCUGGUGCUCAUUGCACUGUCCUACGGAUUCAUUUUGUACACGGUGGCGGGCCUGGCUUCCCAAGAGGAGCAGAUCCGGGCCUUCCAAACGUGUACCUCACAUCUCUGUGCUGUGCUGGUGUUCUUCGUGCCCAUGAUGGGGCUGUCCCUGGUACACCGGUUUGGGAAACAUGCGCCACCUGCUGUGCACCUUCUCACGGCCAAUAUCUACCUCUUUGUACCACCCAUGCUGAACCCAGUCAUAUACAGCAUUAAGACCAAGGAAAUCCGCAGAGCAAUCAUCAAGUUCCUUGGCUUUAGAGCGGUCAGUUCUGAGUCCUGGGGAGAGAUGCACCCCUGA
Messenger RNA from Psammomys obesus (fat sand rat), 981 nucleotides. Its product is annotated as olfactory receptor 51M1-like. The transcript has a single exon. Gene Ontology annotation, cellular component: membrane. Gene Ontology annotation, molecular function: olfactory receptor activity; G protein-coupled receptor activity. Gene Ontology annotation, biological process: G protein-coupled receptor signaling pathway. NCBI's taxonomy places the organism in Eukaryota, Metazoa, Chordata, Mammalia, Rodentia, Muridae. The coding region runs from base 10 to 981 and encodes 323 amino acids. The record is from RefSeq and is a predicted model, not a curated record.